Molecule: messenger RNA, 4495 nt
Organism: Cuscuta europaea
Lineage: Eukaryota; Viridiplantae; Streptophyta; Magnoliopsida; Solanales; Convolvulaceae
Source: the annotation of a GenBank genome assembly
GGUCAUUCCAUACAUUUCCACCUUUAAGUUUAGGCACAGCCGCUGUACGGUGAGGUGUUAUAAUUUUCUGAUUAGGCUAUUAGCUGUGGCGUAUGAUUUGCCAUAUCCCGCCAAAUCACCGGCCAAAAUAGUGCACUCAUGUCCCAAGGAACACUUCAGUGGCGUUCAUUACCAAAUCAGUCUUCAAUAUGAGAAGCGUCGAGAAGUUGCCCGAGGAUACUCGUAGCGCAGUCCGUUCUGGAGUUAUCCUUUACGACUUGACGAGGGUUGUGGAGGAGUUGGUGUAUAACAGCCUCGAUGCAUGUGCUGACAAGGUAUCCAUUUCAGUGGGCGUUAGGGCAUGCUAUGUCAAAGUGGUGGACAAUGGAUCGGGUGUUUCUCGAGAUGGGCUGGAUCUUCUGGGAGAAAGAUAUGCAACGUCAAAAUACGACCCUUUGGAUGGUAUAAACACAAGUACAUUAAGCUUUGGCUAUCGUGGAGAGGCGUUGAGCUCCAUUGCAGAUGUCUCUUUGGUGGAAAUUAUUACAAAAGCUCAUGGGAGACCAAAUGGAUAUCGCAAGGUUUUGAAGGGCUGCAAAUGUUUGUAUCUUGGAAUUGAUGGUGAGAGACUAGAUGUUGGCACUACAGUCACUGUUUGCGAUUUAUUUUACAACCAACCAGUCCGGAGGAAGCAUAUGCUAUCCAACUCAAAGAAAGUAUUACACAUGAUUAAAGAGUGUGUCCUAAGAAUUGCGCUUGUUCACCCCAAUGUCUCCUUCAGAGUAGUUGAUAUUGAAAGUGAAGAUGUGCUGCUUCACACAUGCCCUUCUCCUUCUCCAUUGUCACAACUGGCUAGAAGUUUCGGGAUUGAGGCUUCAAGUUAUCUCGAAGAAUUGAAUGUUGCUGGUGGUCAAUUCAAGCUCUCUGGAUAUAUUUCUGGCAUCGUUGAUAUUUCUUCAUGGAAGGUCGUUCAAUAUGCCUAUAUUAAUUCAAGAUUUAUUUCCAAGGGACAAAUACAUAAAGCGAUAAAUAAUCUCGCUGCAAGCUUUACCAUUGGUUACCAAAAUGAUACGAAGAAUAUAUCCCAAAUAUGCCCAGCAUUUCUUUUGAACCUGCAAUGUCCAAAGUCUUGCUAUGAUCUGACUUUUGAACCAUCAAGGACCUCUGUGGAGUUCAAGGAUUGGGAUUCUGUCCUUACUUUCAUCCGGGAUGCUGUUGGACGUCUUUGGAGUAGAGGAAAAUCUGUUGAUUUUCCUGUGGAUUGUGAGAUAGGGAAAAAGAGGCGUCAGGUGCUGAAUUGUCUGGUACCUGAGGGGACUCCUCCAAAGUCAAGGAAGCUAGUUGAAGAGUUCAAUAAUUCCAUUGCCAGCAGACAGAUUCCAUCUUCACUUGCAAAUUUCAAUGCAUUUGUUCCCGAAAAGCUCAACACUGAUUGCAGAUUUGUUUGUCAAACCGAUCAUCCAGAUCAAGAAAGUGAUAUAUCUCCUUCCCAUCGCAGAGAGAUAUCAAGCGGUCAAUGCAGUAGUCACCGAUGGAUCCAUAAUAUGUUCUCUCCUGGAGACUCUUAUUUGGACAAUGAUCACUUAUGUUUAUGUAGAUCUUAUAGAAAAGCGAACAGUUUCUUUAGUUCAGAAUGGGGGGGUUCAUCUUCCAAGAUUGAUGCUGACACAGAUAGGUUAUAUGCAGGCCAAGCAACACCUAGUAAUUCCCUUGAACUUAUUGACAAUUUGGAUGUAAGAAAACCCUUUCUCCAGAAUUGCUUUUUACGCAGUACACUCAAACAUGCUGACCCAUUCCUGGCCACUGAUGAGGAGUUGGAGUUUAAAAUUGAUGGAAACUCCAAGAGAAGUGCACUUAGAGCUGAUGAUAGGGUUGUUGAAGAAGUAAAUGACAUCAACAGGACAAUGAAUCCAACAAAUGUAUGGCACAAUGAGAAACCAGAUGUCCUAAGCUGUUCCAAGACAACCAUGCAACACGAUGUCACCAAUUAUGUAAGGAAACCAUUUCUUAAGAGUUGUUUUAUAGGCAGAACAUUGAAAUGUGGUGAAACACCUCUGGCUACUGAUGAGGAGUUUGAGUUUGAAAUUGAAGGCCACUCGAAGCAAAGUGCAUAUAGGUCUGAUGGUAUAGCUGUUGAAGAAAUAGAUCAUUCUAACAAGGUUAUGAGUCAAUGGGACACAUGUUGUGAUGAACAACCAGAUGUUCUAAGCUUUUUGAAGACCACCACGCAACAUGGUGUCAGUGAGGAAGUAAGAAAGCCAUUUAUUCAGAGUUGUAUAUUAGGCAGAAGACUGAAACAAGCUGAAACAGCUCUGGCUACUGAUGAAGAAUUUGAGAUUGAAGUUGAUCACCACUUGAAGCGAAGUGCAUUUAGAGCUGAUGGUAAGGCUGUUGAAGAAAUUGAUGAUAUUAACAAAAUUAUGAGUCAAAGGGACCUAUGGUGCAAUGAACAACUAGAUUCUCUGAUCUUUUCCAACACUCCUAAGCCACAUGAUAUUCAAGAUAUUCACCGAAUACAUUUUUUCCUUGGCGAUUCAGUAAAUUCAACAUUGAACCCUGAGCUCUCAGCGGAAGAUGGUCUCUUUUUACCUGACUUUGUCAAGCCAUUUCAAAGAUAUGAUUAUUGCCCACAUUCUGACACCACUCAUGAAGAUUUAGUUGAAAAUUGUUUCGAGUAUAAUGGAUAUUUGAGAUAUGAAUCGGCCAACAUAGUCACCAAGGAUUGGAAAUAUGACCUUAACAAUAUAUCAAUUGGUCCAGAAAUGGAGUGUUUCCUUACAAGCUCCAAGAGCCUUUUCUCUGAUGUCAAGGAUCAUACUGCUUUCAAGGACACUGACAAUGACUUUCAAGAACAUGAUCAGAAUGACACUUUCUCUCGAAGUAGAUUAAAUAUAUCUACUUAUUGCAUUAACAAUUGGGGUGACAGUGGUAUUAGAAAUUGUUGUACUUCAAGACAUAACUUCUCUUUGAUUGGUUUUGAUUGGGAGUCAAGCACAGUGGUCUGUCCUAGAAAUUUAAGCAAAACGCCUGUUCCCUAUAGGAGAGGUAGGAGAUGCAAAUCAGCUCCUCCAUUUUACAGAAACAGGAAGAAAUUCUCUGCCAUAAGCAAUUUCUUGAAAAUAACAGCGGGAAAGAUUAAUCUGCAGACCUUCAAUGAUGGCACUGGUUUGCCAGAAACACACAACCUGAGGCAGCUAGAGAGCCGUUCAGAAGUAAAUAGCAUGAGGCCAUCCAAUCAAUAUGAUCAAUCUACUACGCUAUACUGUGAGGGGACUUCAUUCUGCGAUGACAUACCAGAAGUUGGAAUCAUAAGUAUUGAUACAGGGAAAUGCAGCAACAAGUUACAAAUGGAUUCCUGUGAAGAGCUCACGCUAAGAAAGAUUCAAGACACUGCAGUUUCUGGGAAAGAAGAACAGAACAGUCAUCAUCAUAUUUCAAGUAGAAGCGGAUCACGCCAUCUUAAGGAUCAGGAUACUAUUCUUGAUAUAGCUUCAGGCACCUUGCACCUUGCUAGCCGCUCUAUAGUACCCCGUUCCUUGGAAAAAAACUGCUUGGAGAGUGCUAAAGUUCUCCAACAAGUUGAUAAGAAAUUUAUUCCUAUUGUGGCGGGCAGAACACUUGCUUUAAUUGACCAGCAUGCUGCUGAUGAGAGGAUUCGUGUUGAAGAGUUGAGACGGAAGGUUCUAUCAGGAGAAAUGAGGACAACAACAUACCUUGAUUGUGAACAAGACCUUGUGGUACCUGAGACAGGAUUUCAAUUGCUACAUGAUUAUGCUGAACAUAUGCAGGAGUGGGGAUGGAUUUGCAACAUCAAUAGUCAGGGUUCAAGACCUUUUGUAAGGAAUCUAAAUAUAAUGAAUAAGAAGCAAGCUAUUGCCACACUUCUUGCGGUACCAUGUGUUUUGGGCGUUAAGUUGUCUGAUGUUGAUCUUAUAGAAUUUCUUCAACAGCUUGAUGACACAGAUGGAUCUUCGACAAUACCACCAUCAGUGCUCAGAGUCCUAAAUAACAAAGCUUGCAGGGGUGCAAUUAUGUUUGGAGACGAAUUACUGCCGUCGGAGUGCUCCCUUAUUGUUGAAGAAUUACAGCAGACUUCAUUGUGUUUUCAAUGUGCUCAUGGUAGACCAACGAUGGUCCCGCUAGUGAAUUUGGAGGCCCUGAGGGAAGAGAUAGAGAAGAUGAAAUCAGGGAGCAGCGAUUCGUGGCAUGGCUUACGUCGCCAUGGAAUCAGUUUAGAGAGGAUGGAGAGGCGGUUGAAUGGAUGACCGAAGCAUGGAUAGAUAGAUAGAAUUUGUAAAUGUGGAAUUUUCACUGUACGUACGUAUCUAGUGAAGUAGUAGUGUCAAGCAAGCACUUGUUGGUCAAAUGUUUUUUUCUACGCUCACAUCCAAUUACGUCUUGUCUUCUAUGUACGAGACCGUCUCGGUGCAUAUAAUGCAGUGUCAUACCUCAAGCUGCUCAUACCUUUCUUACAGUUGGUGAACAAUAUAAUACGAAGUAAUAUGUAUGCUCGCCA